AUGCAGGAAACACCGGCGAGGGCCAGGUCAGGUGAUGAAGGGUUAGGGGAGCAGAUGGACGUUGACCGUGAAAAGACCAUCGAGGCGCCUACCAGUACCAAAGGGGGAAGCAUCCAGGGCUCUGAAAAGGGUAAGAAGGCUACCAAGAAAAAGACUGUGACGGUUGACGAAGAGGAACAAAGUAUGACCCUCGAGCAACGGCUCGAACGUCGUUCAAACAUCCAUGACGACAUGGCUCGCAUGCUCGAAGCUCGAGGCGAGGUCGCUGGGCACUACAUGGACCUCCAGGUCACUGUGGCCUCGAGCUUCCUGGGCUACGCCCUCGUUUACAUGGGCGGUGGGCCUGCCUUCAGCAACCAGCAGCUGCAGACGUUCACCGCCAACCGCAGCAAGUUCCUUCGUCGAGGUAUCUACCAGUUCGAGGGGUCCGACGACGCGAACUUGCGCUUUGUAUCCACCUUGCCCCUCGAGUACCGCACCUACAACACUCGACCCCUCGUCAAGUCGGUCUUCGACGAACUCAUGGCUGCUGGACCAAACCUUGCCCCCCAGGCGUUCGAGCACGCCAUCGUUCUCGCCCUUCCCGCAUCUGUUAUCGACAAGGCCAGCACGUUCUCCGAAGAGCUACCCAAAUUCCCUUGGGACGUCAAAAAGCUCCGAAUCAACCGCGACGCUGUGGAGGAAUACAACAAGAAGCAUCCCAACGAACCUGCGGCUGCUCACCUGGUCAACGGCGCCCACCGAGGAGAAGUGACGGAGGCGUUAACGAAGGAAAUGCGGGCGGCCUGGGCGGACUUGCUAGCCGCAGCAGCAGAGACCGAGAGUGGAGAGGAGAAGCAGAGGCUUCUCGACGCCAUUCGCAAAGACACCAAGCUCCUUGAGGAGACGGGAUUAUGGUGUGCCAAGAUCUACGACUUGGACUUCCUUCGGUCUGCGAAGCACGGUAUCGAGGGCUUGCGCAUGCUCGCCGCCAAUCCAGACUUCGCCUCCUCGCCCGACCGACCCUUUGACACUCUUAGGAACACGGUCACUGUUCUUAUCACCCUCCCCGCCGAGUACAAGGUCUGGAAGAAGCAGAUCAGCUACCUCCCAAGCGAGCCCCUCCUGCGAUCGUUGACAGACGCCCCUGUCGCGCUCGAAAACGUCAUCCACACAUUUGCCACGGACGCGCACAGCCAGGGAACUCAAUGCAAGCUCUCGUACGCAUUUUUCGAAAACUACCGAGGGCUAAUUGGAUCGAUCAUCUCCCCCCUCAUUCGCUCGAUGUUCCGUCCAGUCUCUUGGCUGGCAGCCCCAGCGAGUGCGGUUCCUGCAGGGUCUUCGUACGAUCCAUCUUUCGUCCAGAUGGAUUACGACUCGCUUGGCCCGUCGUUCUGGGAGGCCGUCGACAAGGCCUAUGCGGACAAGCUCAAGCCCUUCUUUGUAUCGUUUGCGACCCCACGAGUCCAUCUGGAAGAAGAGUCGGCGGGAUGGCUGAAGGCUGUCUCAGCCUUCUACGACACUGUUCACGGUUGGCUGGUCGAGAACGCCGACAGGGCUAAGAAAGCCGAAGAAACCGGGCUCAAGAUCCCUCACCAUGACGCUAUCCUGCUCAUGCCCGAGCGCCUGCGCAAGAUUCAAGAGUCGAUCGCCAAGAAAGAGGACGGAGAGUGGGCGCUUCCCAUCUACGUCCCUCAGUUUGUUUCGAAGUUGGUGGAGGACCUUCGAAGCCGUACUGAGGGUAUCAAAGUCGUCAUUUCCCUCGUCGACCCUGGUUUCCUUGCGCCGAUCCACGGCAACAACAAAUACGACUACACCAUCGAGGAUGUAGCUCGGUGGAUCGCAACGCAUCCCAAGGAUGGAGUCACGAACCCCGGCGAUCUCAUGGAGGACGACUGCUCCGAGGCGAUUCUGGACGGGUUCCGAAAGGUCAUUUUUCGCUAUCGUAACAGUGCUCUCGUCGAUUGGACCAAGGGUUCGUCAGCGUCAGGUUGGCUUGGUAAAGGGGCGCCUAUGGGCGUGGGGUUGAGCAAGCUCAGCGCCGUGGUCGAGUACUCCAACCCUGUCCAGGAAGCGGUCAAGUACGUCCCCCUCCUGCUUAGGGAGUACGCUGCGCUCCAGUCGGAGCACGAGGCCAAUCAUGUCGGCCAGUAUCCGGAGCUCGCUCCUUCGGUCAAGGCUCGAAACGGUACCUACUACCCCAUCGCACCCAAGUCGAUUCCCGACGACAAGCGACCUAAACUCCCCGACGUUUAUCCCGAGUACUACAGUUGGGUUGAGGCGCUCCUCACCCGAUCUGGGCGCCCUUGGAUGGCUUGGACUCCCGGUAAAUCCAACCAAGCGCACAACUUGCGUGCCAUGUCCGCCACCACCUCGUUCUGGAAGAACCUCGUCGCCCUCCCCAAGCUUGCCGAGAUGGUCAAGACUGACGCCCUCACUUGGGCGGUCUACAGCGAGCUCCUCGAGGUUAUCCACACCCAUCGAAAGGACUGGACCCCAUGGCACGGAAUUGGGAAGGACAAGCACAUUGCGACGUCGGAAUCGUCACAGCUCUUCAACGAGCGCAAGGUGCAGGACUACAAAGAAGCCCACGACCUCGACUCCCUUGUACGCGGUCAGACUAUCGAAAUGGCUCGGUUCUACAACACCCUCGUCCGCUCGUUCGCCAUCUCGUACACCGUCAGCGUCAAGGAGAAGGGCAAGCACGUCCAGAAAUCGUUUACGCGCAUUCCAGUGGGCGCGCGCAAUGACUUUAUCAGUGCUCUUAGGCGCGCCUGUUACAAGUGCAUGCUCGAACGCAUGCGCUUCUCCAAGGUUACUCUCGCCGGUGGGAAGAAGAUGAGGAUCGACGCUACCGACCUCACCAUUAUGGACGACGUCCUCAAGUCCGAGUUCAACAUCACUGUACCACCUGAGGACUCGGAAAUGUUCAUGAGCCUCACCGACCUCCAGAAUGCUGUCCGACCGCUGAAGAAGAAGGAGAAGGUUCUCGCCCUCAUGGGCCAAGGACCUGCCGAGCUCGUUCGAUCGUCGAAACUUGGGGUUGCCGUACCCAUUCCCAACGCGCCCAACUACAAGGUCAAGAAGCCCAAGGUCAAGAAGCAAGCCCAGCGUCUCCCCCAAGGUGGGGUCACGUUGAUGAACGUUGAAGGGGACAACGACGAGGAGAUGGAAAGUGUUCAAGCAGAGGAGAACGAGCAUGAGGAGGAGAACGAGGAAAACGAGGACGACGGGGAGCAGGAGGAGGACGACGACGAAAACCAGGGCGAAGACGACGACGAGGAUGAGGGCGAAGACGACGAGGGCGACGACGAGGGCGAGGGCGACGACGAGGACGAGGACGAAGACGAAGACGAAGACGAAGACGAAGACGAGGACGAGGACGAAGACGAAGACGAGGGUGAGGGUGACGAGACGUAA
Molecule: messenger RNA, 3399 nt
Organism: Coprinopsis cinerea okayama7#130
Lineage: Eukaryota; Fungi; Basidiomycota; Agaricomycetes; Agaricales; Psathyrellaceae
Exons: 9
Coding region: 1-3399 (1132 amino acids)
Source: RefSeq, a predicted model, not a curated record